Quercus robur (English oak) is the source of this 1110-nucleotide messenger RNA. RefSeq lists its product as uncharacterized. Lineage: Eukaryota; Viridiplantae; Streptophyta; Magnoliopsida; Fagales; Fagaceae. The coding region runs from base 193 to 987 and encodes 264 amino acids. The record is from RefSeq and is a predicted model, not a curated record. The transcript is spliced from 3 exons.
AUUACUUACCAAAUAAACCCUUUAUUUUUUGGUCAGGUUUUUGCUUGCACCUAGGCCUUACGUACAGCUAAAGUUUGAAAUUACUCUAAAAAGAGAAAGGGACUGUAUUUAUUUGAAUUCCGCCUUUGUGCCUAUACAAGGCGAGGCAUAUUUGAGAGAGAUUAGUUACAAUAUUGCAAGUAGAAGUCGAAAAUGGAGAUCCGAUUAGCGAAGCCUUUUGAUCGGAAACAGAAACACUCCUAUGAGAGGACGCUUCAGAAUUGGUUGAAGCUGAGGGAAUUGGAGGAAGCUGAGCGUUUCGAAUCCCAGCCUAUCCGCUCUUCCAACCAGGAGACGGUCACGAUUAUAAUUGAUACUGGAGGCUGGCCACAAAGUGACUACGUUGUACCUAAGGAAGAAGUUGCAGGUUUUGGGAUUUUUGAUGAAGAAUUGGGAUCUAUUGUUGAAAAUCCUGCCACUUCAACCAUCAAUGGGCUUACUACUGAUAGUGAUGGUGAAGAAUUGGGAUCUAUUGUUGAAAAUUUCUCCAUCGAUGGGCUAACUACUGACAGUGAUGGUGAAGAAUUUGCAUCUAUUGUUGAAAAUCCCUCCAUCGAUGGGCUUUCUAGUGACACUGAUGGUGAAGAAUUUGGAUCUAUUGUUGAAAAUCCCUCCAUCGAUGGGCAUACUACUGAUAGUGAUGGUGAAGAAUUGGGAUCUAUUGAUAGUGAUUUGCUGGAUCGCAGACAAGAGAAUUUUUGUAUUUACUUUCGAGACGCACUUACUGCGGUCCUUUUAGCAUGUGCUUUAAAGGGUUCUUUUACUCGUGCAAACAAUCUACUCUCUUCCUUAAAGAGUCUGUCGGCUGAGGGUGCAUGUAUCCCUGACCCUACAUGGGAGUGGACCCCACACGCAUGCGAUCAACCUUCAUGUGAAAUGAAUAAAACAUACAUCGGAUACAUGGUAUAUUUUUUUAUGGUUAAAUGGGCCCUUUUGGGUGAAAAUUGAUGAGGCCAUGUGUUUUCUCUCCUCUCACCAAAAUUGUAUUUUUCUAAAUUGGAGAGAAAAUUUAAAAGAGAAAAAUAGUUGUAAUCAAUGACUAAAUUACCCAUUUUCUUUUUAUGUGUUCGA